Gastrolobium bilobum is the source of this 1323-nucleotide messenger RNA. RefSeq names its product acyltransferase GLAUCE-like. The transcript is spliced from 2 exons. The record is from RefSeq and is a predicted model, not a curated record. Gene Ontology annotation, molecular function: acyltransferase activity, transferring groups other than amino-acyl groups. NCBI's taxonomy places the organism in Eukaryota, Viridiplantae, Streptophyta, Magnoliopsida, Fabales, Fabaceae. Bases 1 to 1323 code for a protein of 440 amino acids.
AUGGGUAGCAUAGAACUAGUUGAGAAAGUUGUAAUUGUUCCUGAUCAACCAACACCCUCUAAGAGAAUGUUCUUGUCAAAUAUUGACCUGUCCCUUGUUGUUUUCCAAGAUUCUGCCUCCUUUUUUGAUCCUCCAAGUAGCCAAAUGAGCUUUUCUUAUAUUUGUAGCAAAUUUUACAGUGCACUUAGCAAAAUGCUUGUGCAUUAUUACUUUAUGGCUGGUAGGCUAGUGCCAAGUUUGGAGGAGAAUCAUCGGUUUGAAAUAGACUGUAAUGAUGCUGGUAUUGUGGUUGCUGCUGCAAAAACUACUAAGAAAUUGAGUGACUUUGGUGUUAUUUCUGCACCUAAUCCCGAGUUAAGGGAAUUAGUUGUUUUCUUACAUGAAGAGGGCAAAGAAGAAACUGACCUGAAAGAAAAGCCCCUUGUAUCCUUACAGCUAACACAGUUUGGAUGUGGAAGUUUGGCACUUGCUUCUCACUACAACCAUUGCACACUGGAUGGGAUAUCAGUAAGAGAUUUUGAGGUGAAUUUGGCUGCAUUAACGAGUGGUGAUGACCUCAUUGUAGUACCUAAUGCAGAUAGGACACUGCUAAGAGCUAGAAACCCUCCAAUGAUAAGUCAUCCACAUUUUGAGUAUUCAAAAUCUUCUGACACAGAGAACUCUUUCACUAUCCGUGGUACAAGUGGUACAAAUGUUAGACAAUCCAUGGCAGAUAAUCAAAUUCAUAUGCUUUAUUUAUCACCACAACAAAUUGCCAGCUUCAAAAAGAAAGCUCUCAAGGAUAGCAACUUGAAGACCAGCACCACUUUUCAAGUUGUUGCUGCAAAAAUAUGGAAGGCAAGAAGUAUUGCAACAAAGAUGCCAAAAGAUAAAGUAUCCACAAUGUUGUUCCCAGUAGAUGUUAGGAAAAGGAUUGUUCCUGAACUUCCAAAUGGGUUUGCAGGUAAUGCAUUGGUUCCUGGCUUUGCAAGAGCAACUGUGAAGGAGCUCAUGGAAUUAGAAGAUGCUUGUCACAUAAGGAAAGUGCAAGAAGGGAUUGAAAGAUUGGAUGAUGAGUACAUUAAGUCAGGUAUAGAUUGGUUAGAGGUGAAUAAAGGGUUUCCUUGCAAUGAUGAUAGUUUCUCCUUGGUUGCAUGGUGGAGAUUGGGCCUAGAGGAGCAACUUUUUGCAUGGGGUAAACUAAAAUGUGCCACUCCACUUGCAGUUAAGCCUGGUUUGGUCAUGCUUUUGCCAGGGUCACAACAUGAAGGAGGUCUUAAUAUAUGCCUUGAUUUACCUGAGGAUCAAAUGCAAGAGUUUUGUAGGUUAAUGCUAGAAAUUUAG